UUCUCCGGCCUCCAAGCUUCCAGGGAAUUAGAAAGUGGAGGCGGCUUAUGGGAUCAGAUGAGUACAUUCGCAGAUGGGGGAAAAAAGUGUACCUGUCAGCUUAGAAGCCAGAGGGAGACAAAGGGAUAAAAGCAAACCCUGUCCAGGUGCGGUGGCUCAUGCCUGUAAUCCCAGCACUUUGGGAGGCCCAGGCGGGCGGAUCGCUUGAGGUCAGGAGUUCGAGACCAGCCUGACCAACAUGGUGAAACCCCCGUCUCUACUAAGAUACAAAAUUUAGCUGGCAUAGUGGCGGGCGCCCGUAAUGCCAGCUACUCCGGGGGCUGAGGCAGGAGAAUCGCUUGAACCCAGGAGGCAGAGGUUGCAGUGAGCCGAGAUCGUGCCACUACACUCCAGCCUGGGCAACAGAGGGAGACUCCGUCUCAAAAGAAAAAAAAAAAAAAAAGCAAACCCUGAGAAAGCGAGAAAGCACUUUGAGCAUUUAGAAUGGGAACAAACGGCGCUAUUAGUGCUUCAAAAACGUAACUGCCCAAGGCCCCUGGGGCCUGGAGCAGUAUCUAGCACAAAGUAGACACUCAGUAAAUAUUUGGAAUAGAAGAUGAACAAACCCAUAACACCAUCAACAUAUGUGCGCUGCCUCAAUGUUGGACUAAUUAGGAAGCUGUCAGAUUUUAUUGAUCCUCAAGAAGGAUGGAAGAAGUUAGCUGUAGCUAUUAAAAAACCAUCUGGUGAUGAUAGAUACAAUCAGUUUCACAUAAGGAGAUUUGAAGCAUUACUUCAAACUGGAAAAAGUCCCACUUCUGAAUUACUGUUUGACUGGGGCACCACAAAUUGCACAGUUGGUGAUCUUGUGGAUCUUUUGAUCCAAAAUGAAUUUUUUGCUCCUGCGAGUCUUUUGCUCCCAGAUGCUGUUCUCAAAACUGCUAAUACACUACCUUCUGAAGAAGCUGUAACAGUUCAGCAAAAACAGAUGCCUUUCUAUGACAAAGACAGGACAUUGAUGACACCUGUGCAGAAUCUUGAACAAAGCUAUAUGCCACCUGACUCCUCAAGUCCAGAAAAUAAAAGUUUAGAAGUUAGUGAUACACGUUUUCACAGUUUUUCAUUUUAUGAAUUGAAGAAUGUCACAAAUAACUUUGAUGAACGACCCAUUUCUGUUGGUGGUAAUAAAAUGGGAGAGGGAGGAUUUGGAGUUGUAUAUAAAGGCUACGUAAAUAACACAACUGUGGCAGUGAAGAAGCUUGCAGCAAUGGUUGACAUUACUACUGAAGAACUGAAACAGCAGUUUGAUCAAGAAAUAAAAGUAAUGGCAAAGUGUCAACAUGAAAACUUAGUAGAACUACUUGGUUUCUCAAGUGAGGGAGAUGACCUCUGCUUAGUAUAUGUUUACAUGCCUAAUGGUUCAUUGCUAGACAGACUCUCUUGCUUGGAUGGUACUCCACCACUUUCUUGGCACAUGAGAUGCAAGAUUGCUCAGGGUGCAGCUAAUGGCAUCAAUUUUCUACAUGAAAAUCAUCAUAUUCAUAGAGAUAUUAAAAGUGCAAAUAUCUUACUAGAUGAAGCUUUUACUGCUAAAAUAUCUGACUUUGGCCUUGCACGGGCUUCUGAGAAGUUUGCCCAGACAGUCAUGACUAGCAGAAUUGUGGGAACAACAGCUUAUAUGGCACCAGAAGCUUUGCGUGGAGAAAUAACACCCAAAUCUGAUAUUUACAGCUUUGGUGUGGUUUUACUAGAAAUAAUAACUGGACUUCCAGCUGUGGAUGAACACCGUGAACCUCAGUUAUUGCUAGAUAUUAAAGAAGAAAUUGAAGAUGAAGAAAAGACAAUUGAAGAUUAUAUUGAUAAAAAGAUGAAUGAUGCUGAUUCCACUUCAGUUGAAACUAUGUACUCUGUUGCUAGUGAAUGUCUGCAUGAAAAGAAAAAUAAGAGACCAGACAUUAAGAAGGUUCAACAACUGCUGCAAGAGAUGACAGCUUCUUAAAACUUUAUUGGAAAAGACUCUUGACUUUUUAUAUACACCUAUCUCAACCAUUUUUUUAACUGAUUUUUUUCCUAAAUAUUCUUCUUUACCUUUAACAAGGCACAGGCUGUUGCAGGACAGUGGUUAUUAAAGCAUGGGUUGAACUUCCAAAAUAUAGAAAUAGAGCCACCAUAUCAACACUUAGCCCUACCCAUUAGUAUCACCCCCAGUUCUUACAGUAAUCCCUGAGAAAUCUCCUUCAAGCAUCACUAAACACAGUUUGAAAAUUACAGGGUUAGCAAAAAGAGCCUGGGCUGUAUGUAGGGUGGAAACACUCUGAUCUGAAGCCCAACUGACUCCACUACUAAUUUGCUGUAAAGCUUUGGACAUAACACUUAGCUGCUGUAAGCCACUAAUAACAUUGGGCUAAUAUCUGCUGUGCUUCUCUGACAGGUAGUCAUGAAAAUCAAAUGAUGCAGAAUAUAUACAAGCACUUUGUAAGUUGUAAAAUGAUACAAAAUUUAAAGUUUAUAGAGCCAGUUACAAAAUCCUAUUAGUCAUAUAUUUAUAGAUUGUGUUCACAGCAAUCAUUUAACCACAAAUAAAAUAUCCCUUGAUGAUACUGCCAUAAUGAUAUGUCCAUUAUUAGAUUAUGUUACAUGACAAAGUUGAAGGAAUUUGGCAGAUGCAGUUAAGGUUACUAAACAACUCACUCUGAGACUGUUGAAAGGGCCUGACCUAAUCAAGUGAACCCUUGCAAGAAGAAUUCUCCUUGUAAGCCUUGAAGAAGUAUGUGAGAGGGCCACAUUGGCUAAAACGUAAAGGUGGUCUCUAGGAGAUGAGACCUACCUUCCAGUUGUCAGCAAGCAGGAAAAAAAAAUUGGGACCUCAGUUGCAACCACAAGGAACUGAAUUCUGCCAAAAAUCUGAGUCAGCUUAGAAGAGUACUCCAAGCUUCAGAUGAUAACCACAGCCUGGGCUGACACCUAUAUUUCAGCUUUGCGUGAUCCUCAGUAUGAGAAUCUAUCUGUUCUGUGCUGGACUUCUAAUAUAUAGAACUGUGAGAUAAUGGGUCACAUUGGCUGGAUGUGGUGGCUCAUACCUGUAAAUCCCAGCACUUUGGGAGGCCGAGGCGGGCAGAUCACCCGAGGUCAAGAGUUCAAGACCAGCCUGGCCAACAUGGUGAAACCCCGUCUCUACUAAAAAUACAAAAAUUAGAUGAGCAUGGUGGUGGGCGCCUGUAGUCCCAGCUACUUGGGAGGCUGAGGCAGGAGACUUGCUGGAACCAGGGAGGUAGAGGUUGCAGUGAGCUGAGAUCGUGCCACUGCACUCCAGCCUGGGUGACAGAGUGAGACUCCAUCAUAAAUAAAUAAAUAAAUAAAUAAAUAAAUAAAUAAAUGGGUCACAUUAAGCCUUUAA
Molecule: messenger RNA, 3376 nt
Organism: Pan troglodytes (chimpanzee)
Lineage: Eukaryota; Metazoa; Chordata; Mammalia; Primates; Hominidae
Gene: IRAK4
Product: interleukin 1 receptor associated kinase 4
Exons: 13
Coding region: 596-1978 (460 amino acids)
Biological process (GO): signal transduction; protein phosphorylation
Molecular function (GO): ATP binding; protein serine/threonine kinase activity; magnesium ion binding
Source: RefSeq, a predicted model, not a curated record